Molecule: messenger RNA, 2958 nt
Organism: Tachysurus fulvidraco (yellow catfish)
Lineage: Eukaryota; Metazoa; Chordata; Actinopteri; Siluriformes; Bagridae
Product: sushi domain-containing protein 6-like
Exons: 9
Coding region: 151-1569 (472 amino acids)
Source: RefSeq, a predicted model, not a curated record
GUGUGUGUGUGUGUGUGAGAGAGAGAGAGAGAGAGAGAGAGAGAGAGGAACGAGCUCAGCUAGCUGACAGCUGUGCGAGGCGGCAGAGCUAACCUGCUAGCUACCUAUCCCCGAACAAAGGAGACAGUAGCCCUGCCGCCGAGCAGUAAGAUGUCAGAAGGAAUCACUGAAGGUUGUUCAUCGGUCAGUGUCUCAUUGCCACUUUCUACCCUGUCCUGGUCUCUUUUGCUCUUUGUGAGUGUGCUGUCUACUACACAAGCAUCAAGCUGCGUGAGGCCGUUCUCCAUCCAGCAUGGUCAAGUAAACGUGACCGAGACAAACAGAGGCUCGUUCCCUGUGGGCACAGUGCUGCAGUACAGCUGCGAUUCAAGCUACACUGUGGACGGACCCAGCAUCGUCGUCUGCACCAGAGAGGGGCUCUGGUCCUCAGGUCCACCACGCUGUCUCCACAAUAACUAUUGUGUCCCCCCAUUAGAUCCAGAGAACGGGGGUUAUACCUGCCACCCAUCUCCAUGCCAUCAUCUGACUCAUGGCACAGUGGUGGAGUAUUUCUGUGACAAGGGCUACACGCUGAAGGGGGAUUACAAAUACCUCACCUGCCAAAAGGGAGAAUGGAACGGCCCUAUGGAGAUCAACUGUGUGCUCAGCCAAGGCUGCGUGAGGCCGUUCUCCAUCCAACAUGGACAGGUAAACGUGACGGAGACAAACAGAGGCUCGUUUCCUGUGGGCACAGUGCUGCAGUACAGCUGCGAUUUAGGCUACACUGUGGACGGACCCAGCAUCGUUGUCUGCACCAGAGAGGGGCUCUGGUCCUCAGGUCCACCACGCUGUCUUCACAAUAACUUGUGCAGUCCUCCAUUUGUACCAAAGAACGGGGGUUACACCUGCCAUCCAGCAUCAUGUCAUCGUCUCACUGAUGGCACAGUGGUGGAGUAUUUCUGCGACGAAGGCUACACGCUGAAGGGAGAUUAUAAAUAUGUUACCUGCCAGAACGGAGAAUGGAACAGUCCCAUGCAGAUCAGCUGUGUGUUCAGUCAAGAAAAGCAUGCAGCUCCUGCGCUGGGAAUGAACACGCUGUCCAUUGUGGCCACCACAGCCAGCUCUGUAGCACUUGUCCUUCUCCUGAUGGUGGUGUUUGUUUUACUGCAACCCAAACUGAAGGCAUUUCAUCAUGGACGGCGUGAUCAGGGAGACUCCGGGCAGACGGUCACCAUCAUGGUGGAGGGUGUGCAGGUUACCUUACCAUCCUACGAGGAGGCUGUGUCUGGAGCCGGAGGUGCAGUUUUGCCUCGGCUGCUACCACAAACACAGCUAGAAUCUAUGGAGCAUGCGCUAACCCAGACCUCAACAACAAAUGCUCAGCACACAGAGGUCUCAGUGAUACAUCAACCAUCUUCUUUAUCUUCCUUUUCCUCCUCCUGGAGCUUGGACGGUGCCCAGGGAGCGACAGCAGCGUCCUCAGCCUUUCAGUGCCAGAAUCCAGACGCGAGUCAGCAAAACAGUUUACCGUCUCUAAACGGCUCAGAGCAGAACCUCGCUGACGACAUUCCCUUAUUAAAGGAAUCCUGAGAGUUUCUGUCACAGCCUCUGUUGUUGAGGCCACAAAGACUGCAGCCGCACACGCCUGACUGCCAUGAUCAGACUUUGAGCUGCAUCUCUGCAACACACAGCCCUUCUCAGGUGAUUCUGAACUAGACCGACCUGAUGCCCUGCGUGAGACACCAGUUCUGUCCAGUCAAGAACUUGCAAAUUAUUUACACGUCUUUUACACACACACACACACACACACACACACACACACACACACACACACACACACACACACACGCUUAAAUCCUUCACAGCUUUUUGAUUCCUCUGUGUCCUUGGACAUGUAGCAAAGACUCAACACUGUACAAAGGGUUCAUGUUUAUCAAGGCCUUUUAUAGGAUUUAAAUCUUAUUUUGGCAGUUGAUUUGAAAUAAAGAGAUACCCCAACACACACUCGGACGCACACACAUCACCUACACGGCAAUGUUAUAAAAACACCAGUGGCACCACCGGACAUGUGAUUAAUACAUGCUGGUGGUUGGUGUUUUUUUUUUUUUAUUAAUUUUUUAUUAUUAUUAUAAAAGACUGGUCAGUUUAAAGUGUCAUCACACUCAUUACUGUUUAGUGGGAUCUUUGGGAAAGAAAAUAUCGUGUACACCCCGCUACACAAUAACAAGGGCUAUUUCUACCCUUAUUGUGAGCUGGAUUUAUCCUCUGGUUCUUUGUCACUGCCAAACAUUUUUAAAAAGCUCUUAUCUGAUUAGCAUGCAUUAUUUAAAACAAAGACUUAGAAUAUUAAGUAAUAAGGCAUGUGACUUGGUGUUUUAAGAAGUUUUAGAUUAGGACCGAGGUGGUUGGAGACAUGUGGAAUUUUACAAAGCAUGGAUUUGCUCUGAAGAAUACAAACACAUUGUUGAGCCUUCAGUAGCACACGGAUUCAUCUAUAAGUUAGCUCUAAUGCUGUCAGGCUCCAUUUCUGUAGGGAUCACCUGAAUGUUGCAUUUUCUCAUUUUCAGCAUCUUAAAGCUCGAGCAAAUGUACUUGCUUUGACUGUAUCACAAGCUUUUUCACAUGUGUUUCUAUUUUAUAACGUGCAUUGAUUUGCAUUAGUAAAUUUGUUUUUAAAUGACUUUGAACAUGACGUGCUAUGGAGUAGCAUUGUAAAAUCGUUUGAAUUAUAUGAUCCUAACUCUCCUUGCUUUAAUUAAUAUAAUCUUGAUAUCAAUGCAGGAGCAAACUUUGGAUAAUUUAAUGUAAAUUGAUUUAUUUAAUACCAAACAAGUGAAGUCCUGUACUGUAUGACAUCUGUUUUUCAUUUUUGGAACAGAAUUAAGUUCCUUGCCAGGCAUAGGAUUUAAAAAUAAAUAAAUAAUUUAAUUUAUCUCUGUAUUGUAAAUAAUUGUUUCUGAUUAAAUAUUGUUUCACCUA